Molecule: messenger RNA, 5748 nt
Organism: Rhinichthys klamathensis goyatoka
Lineage: Eukaryota; Metazoa; Chordata; Actinopteri; Cypriniformes; Leuciscidae
Gene: col5a3b
Product: collagen, type V, alpha 3b
Exons: 65
Coding region: 225-5396 (1723 amino acids)
Molecular function (GO): extracellular matrix structural constituent
Source: RefSeq, a predicted model, not a curated record
CACACGCACACACACACACACACACAGAUGGACGGGUGAGGUGAGACAGUGCAGAUAAACUCCAGCAGUCUGUCUGUCGGUCGGUGUGUGUGAAGGUUCCUGCAGGAUUGUUCUCCUCCGGGAUUUUUUUGGUCGGGAUCUUCAGGUCCAGGUGCGACGCACACACACACACACACACACACCUCGCGAGCGCCGGGCGGACCGGUGCAGCUGACGGGCUGAAGAUGAAGAUGAUGAAGAAUAGUUCCCGGAUGGCCGGACUCUCGGUGGUUUUGCUCCUGCUGCACGCGACACGAGCAGCAGCCGAACCCAUCGAUGUGCUGAAGGUCCUGGAGCUGUCAGACUCCAUGGAGGGCGUGUCCCUGGAGGCGGGGCUUUGCACCAGUAGGCGGGGCUCCGAGGAGGCGGACCUCGCUUAUAAGAUUGAGAAGAAAAUCCAAGUCAGUGUUCCGACCAAUCAGCUUUUCCCAGACGCCGUGUUCCCGGAGGAUUUCUCGGUUCUGGUGACGGUUCGGGCUCGGCGUGGCGCUCAGUGUUUCCUGCUGUCGGUGUAUGACAGUGAGGGAGUUCAACAGCUCGGACUGGAGCUUGGACGCUCACCCGUCUUCCUCUACGAGGACCAGAACGGCCAGCCCACGCCUGACCUCUACCCCACAUUCAAGAAGAUCAACCUGGCGGACGGCAAGUGGCACCGAGUGGCCUACAGCGUGGAGGGUCAGAAGGUCACGCUGUACCUGGACUGUCAGAAGGUGGCGACCCUUGACCUCCCUCGAGGGCCGGGGCCCAGGGUCAGCACAGAGGGAGUGACAGUGUUCGGGACGAGGCUUCUGGAUGAAGAAGUGUUUGAGGGUGAGAUUCAGCAGCUGUUAAUCUCUCCAGACCCCAGAGCUGCUGCUGAUUACUGCCACACACACAUUCCUGACUGUGACUCCGCCCUCCUGUACAACAGCCUAUCACUGGACCCCGUGGAGGUCAAGAAGCCGCCGAGGAAACCAAUUGAAGAAGAGUUUGACGAUGACCUUUACAAUGACCUUUACAAUGACCUGUCUGAAUCAACUGCAGGAGACAAUGCCACCGAGUACGAGAUAGUGGAGUACGAGGACUCUGAGAACGAGACGGAGUAUUUUAAGGAGUACACUGAGUAUCACGAGUACGACGAGUACGACUUCCGGCCGGCAGAGAGACAGGAGCAGUUCUUCAGUGGACAGUCGGCCCUCGGCCCAGAGAAGGGGGAGAAGGGAGAGCCGGCGCUGCUGGGACAGGGGACUCUGGUCACGGGCCCCCCGGGCCUGCCUGGAGCCGAGGGGCCGCCGGGUGAACACGGUCCAAUGGGCCCCCCGGGGCCGAUCGGAGAUCCAGGAGACCCGGGUCCUGAGGGCCGUCAAGGACUUGCAGGGGCUGAUGGGAUACCUGGACCUCCAGGCAACCUGCUGAUGUUACCGUUUCAGUCUGGUGGUGAUGCUCGUCUGGGUCCCGUCAUAUCGGCUCAAGAAGCUCAAGCUCAAGCCAUCCUGCAGCACACCAAGCUGUCUCUGAAGGGACCGCCGGGGCCGCUAGGACUCACCGGACGCCCGGGACCGCUGGGUUCUCCAGGACCACGGGGUCUGAAGGGAGAUCACGGACUCACAGGACCACCGGGUCCUCGUGGGCUGCCAGGGGCUCCGGGACUCAACGGUAAACUAGGCAAGAGGGGUCGUGGUGGGAUCGACGGAAGCAGAGGUGAACCAGGAGAAACAGGAACUAAAGGUGACAGAGGGUUUGAUGGUUUACCUGGUCUUCCUGGAAACAAGGGUCACCGGGGAGAUACGGGGAAGAAAGGGCCAUUUGGUCCUCCAGGAGCCCCUGGAGAAAAAGGCUCAGAUGGUCAGUCGGGGCCGAGAGGUCAGCCAGGAGAGCCAGGUCUGGCGGGGUUGACGGGUCAGCGGGGUCUUCCUGGUCCUCCAGGUCAGCAGGGUAUUCGUGGGAUUGAUGGAGUUCAGGGCUCGAAGGGGAAUCUGGGGCCGGCUGGAGAACCUGGAGCUCCAGGGCAGCAGGGGAACCCGGGAUUCCAGGGUUUUCCUGGUCCUCAGGGAGCGAUCGGAUUACCAGGAGAAAAGGGUCCUCAGGGGAAGCAGGGGAUGAAGGGUUUGCCUGGAGUGGACGGCCCUCCGGGUCAUCCAGGACGAGAGGGGUCGCCCGGGGAGAAAGGCCUGCCGGGUGCGUCAGGUGUCCAGGGGCCUGUGGGAUAUCCUGGACCCAGAGGAGUCAAAGGUGCUGAUGGGCUCAGAGGACUAAAGGGCAGUAAAGGAGAGAAGGGUGAAGACGGUUUCCCAGGAGCAAAAGGAGAAAUGGGUUCUAAAGGAGACAAUGGAGACUCCGGCGCCCCCGGGAUGCGUGGGGAGGACGGCCCCGAGGGCCCCAAAGGGCAGGGCGGCCCCCUGGGUGAAUCCGGACCCUCGGGCAUCGCUGGGGAAAAGGGAAAGCUGGGCGUUCCCGGUUUGCCAGGUUACCCGGGGCGGCAGGGCCUGAAGGGUGCGGACGGGUUUCCUGGCGCUGUCGGCGUCCCGGGAGAGAAGGGAAAGAAGGGUCCACCGGGUCCUGCAGGGGCCGCGGGUCAGAGGGGGCCCAAUGGUGCUCGAGGAGGGAGGGGUGCAAGAGGACCCACUGGGAAAUCAGGAGACAAGGGGUCUUCGGGACACGACGGCCCCCCAGGGCCCUCAGGAGAGAGAGGACCACAAGGGCCUAAUGGCCGUGUAGGUGAGAUGGGCCCCAAAGGACCCAACGGGCCUGGUGGGAAGGACGGGCUGCCGGGUCAUCCAGGCCAGCGGGGGGAGCCGGGUUUCCAAGGAAAGACGGGUCCUCCGGGACCAUCCGGUGUCGUUGGGCCGCAGGGUAAUACAGGAGAAACCGGACCGAUGGGAGAGAGAGGACACCCGGGCUCCGCGGGACCAGCCGGAGAGCAAGGUUUACCUGGAGCCGCUGGGAAAGAGGGAGCAAAGGGCGACCCUGGAGGCUCGGGUACUUCAGGAAAGAGCGGUCCAGCGGGUCUGAAGGGUUUCCGCGGUAGUCGUGGAGCACCGGGUGCCAUGGGGCCGGUUGGAUUAAAGGGCGGGGCGGGGCCGAUCGGGCCCCCUGGACCUUCUGGGCCCACAGGGGAAAGGGGCCCCUCUGGAUUGGCUGGUGCCAUUGGUCAGCCUGGUCGACCUGGAACCGUCGGUGGGCCUGGACCAAUGGGAGAGAAGGGAGAGCCAGGAGAGAAGGGUCUGAUUGGACCCGCGGGACAGGAUGGUGAGCAGGGGCCGGUGGGAUUGCCAGGAGCCGGUGGCCCUCCAGGACCCCCCGGAGAGGAUGGAGAUAAGGGGGAAACAGGAGCUCCAGGACAGAAAGGCAGUAAAGGAGACAAAGGAGAAUCAGGGCCCGCAGGUCCAGCCGGCACUCAGGGGCCCGAGGGCCAGCCGGGAGCACCGGGUGUGGAUGGCGAGACUGGUCCUCCAGGACAGCAGGGCAUGUACGGAGAGAAGGGAGACGAGGGCUUGAGAGGAUUCAAGGGCUCCAGGGGCCCCGGGGGACUACAGGGAAUGCCCGGUCCUCCCGGAGAGAAAGGAGAGAGCGGGAAUGCUGGUCUGAUGGGUCCUCCUGGUCAGUUCGGGCCCAGAGGAGCUCAAGGGCCCUCUGGUGGACAGGGUCCUCCUGGUCGUCCUGGUGUUCGUGGUCAGCCUGGUGGAGUGGGUGAGAAGGGUGAAGAUGGCGAGUCAGGUGAUCCUGGAGCUGUUGGUGUUUCUGGCAGCGCAGGGGAGAAGGGCGAGCAGGGAGAGAAAGGGGACACGGGGCCCCCAGGAGCGGCAGGUUCUCCAGGAGCCAGAGGAGCAUCUGGAGAAGACGGAGCGAAAGGCAAUGCGGGUCCGAUCGGGUUCCCUGGAGAUUUGGGCGCUCCUGGAGAGGCGGGGGUUAACGGGAUCGACGGCAGUGCGGGAUCGAAAGGAGAUCACGGGGAUCCUGGGAAAUCUGGCCCGCCAGGAGCCUCCGGAGAACCGGGACCUCCGGGAAGACCGGGACGCAGGGGUCACUUGGGUCCUGCUGGGAAAGAGGGGCGGCCGGGCCUGAAAGGAGACAAGGGAGCUCCGGGGUACGAGGGCCUCAUGGGAAAGCCGGGGCCGGUGGGCGGUCAGGGGAACUCUGGGAAGGCCGGACCUCAGGGGCUUCCGGGAAUCCCUGGACCAGCGGGAGAACAAGGGCUGAACGGACCCCCAGGUCAAUCGGGACCCCCGGGGCCGAUGGGCCCCACUGGACUGGCUGGACUGAAGGGAGACCCGGGCAGGAAAGGAGAGAAGGGUCAUGGCGGUCUGAUUGGUUUGAUUGGGCCGCCGGGUGAGUUCGGAGAGAAAGGUGAUCGAGGACUGCCGGGAAACCAGGGGCCGCAGGGAGCCAAAGGAGAAGAGGGUCCAGUUGGACCUCCAGGACUCAAUGGACCACCAGGACCACCGGGACUGUCUGGAUCCAUGGGACAGAAGGGAUCUAAAGGAAGCCAGGGCCCUAUUGGACCCAGAGGAGAUACCGGUCCUGCUGGACCCCCAGGACCCCCGGGUUCUCCUGCGGUGGGAAUGGUGGCUCCUCCGGGACUGGACGGCCGAGGGAAGAGGAGGAGACAUUCGGAAGUGGACGGAGCCGCUGUGGAGGACGGAGAGAUGCAGGGCGAGGAGGCUCAGGGGGAGGAGAAGGACAUGGAGGAGGUGUUCGCGUCUCUGUCGUCCAUGAAGACUGAUGUGGAGGGACUCAGAACUCCCCUGGGAACCUUCCACAGUCCCGCCCGCACCUGCAAAGAGCUGUGGAUGUGCCACCCCGAGUAUCCCGACGGUGUUUACUGGAUUGACCCCAACCAGGGUUGCCAUAGAGACGCGUUUAAGGUGUUCUGCAACUUCACAGCAGAAGGUGAAACGUGUCUCCAGCCACACAGCAGCAUUCAGUCGGUCAAAAUGGCUUCAUGGAGCAAAGAGAAACCAGGAACCUGGUUCAGCCAGUUCAAGAAGGGCUCACAGUUUUCGUAUGUGGAUGUGGACGGAAACCCCGUUCAUGUGGUUCAGCUGGGUUUCCUGAAGCUCCUGAGUGCCACGGCCCACCAGAGCUUCACAUACGUGUGCCAGAACUCGGCCGGCUGGCUCGACAGCGCCUCCCUCAGCUACACACACGCACUGCGCUUCAGAGGCGGACACGGGGAGGAGCUGACGCGGCAGAACACACACUACAUCCAGCCCACGCACGACGGCUGUCAGUGGCGUUCGGGGCAGGACCGGACCGUUCUGGAGGUGGACUCUCCUCACUCGGACGCUCUGCCGCUCAUGGACGUGGCCGUCACAGACUUCGGGAACGCCAGGCAGAAGUUCGGCUUCAGCGUGGGGAAGGUCUGCUUCAACGGCUAGUCCAGAAAAGACUUACAUAUUUAUACAUCAGUCCUUCAGGUGCUCGCGUUUGUCUGAUUCUCUGAGAACAGGAAGUUGUGCUUGAAGGGAGAUCAUGUGACAUGAUUACACACAUCCAGACCUCACAGAGAUUCACAUUUAUUUUGUACUGUUUGUUUGAGAGAUGUUGAUGUAUUUUUGUAUUUGUUUGUUUGAAUGUUUCGUAAUCUCGGUGCUACAUCAGGCCUUUUUUAACUUGUUUAUAUGAUGUAAUGAUUUUAGUGUUUAUUAUGGAUGGAGAUUCUCUGACUGUCUGUUUGAUAAAUACUGUUUGAGAGGAGAGAUUUUUAAAUAAAACUAUUACUUAAUAAAA